Messenger RNA from Pipistrellus nathusii (Nathusius's pipistrelle), 795 nucleotides. The record is from the annotation of a GenBank genome assembly. Lineage: Eukaryota; Metazoa; Chordata; Mammalia; Chiroptera; Vespertilionidae.
AUGUCUGGGCGCCAGGUGAGACUUCCCAACACUCACAGCCACUUGAACCAUCCCAAGAAUGUGUCCUUUCGAAUCCCGACUCCAGGCUGUUUCCAAAGCCCUGAGACAAAGCCUAUCAGCCUCAAACGUCCUCGCACCCCAAAGGCCUGGGAGUUAAGCAGCUGCAACAACUCUUCGGAACAGUCCGACAGCCCCAGCUCCCCUCCACUUCCAAUGAGGAGAAUCUGCACGGGCCAGCCAUACUCCUCCAAGCUCAUAGAGACGGGCUACCCGAAGAACCGCCCCAAGAUAGCCAGAAAGCCCUGUUACCGUGACAGCCCCCACUGUCUGCUCUGCACAGAUGGUCCCUCAGACCACUCCAGUCCCUCCUUUCUGGACCAACUCAUCAGAGGCAUCAACUACCUUGACAGAUCCAUCAGCUGCUCCCAAUCACUGAACCUGCCAAGGCUCGCAGUCAACUACCUAGAACAGGCUGCUGGCUCCUACCUGGAUCACCAAGACCACUCCUCUCCCUGCAGUUACUCCAAACCCAGCACCACCAAGGUGCCAACCACCAAGGGUGUCAAUGCUUUGCGAUCUGUGGAUGGUGCCGUCAACACAAGUUGCUCACAUCAGUUUCGUAGCCAGAACCCCCCUCCGACGCAGCCACAGAGACAAGAGAUAAAGUUGCCUGAGCUCCCUUUGUUUGGCAACAAGAUGUUUUCUUUAGGUCGCCUGCCCAAGUUCUGGGAUGAACUCCGCUCGUGUUGGAAUGCCCCUCUUGAACCCACCUCCAAACCUGGUAACUGGUGGUAA